UAUAUUCUUAUGUUUGGCAUAUAUGUUAUCCUGUCCCUGGUAUUGGUUGGUAUCGGUUUCUUGUUUCAGUUUCAGAGGUCAGUUGUUUAUAAACUUGUUGUAGCUUCACUUAAGUGGAAGUCAAGAACAUGGCCUUACAACACUUUGCAGUCUAUAACAGAAUUUGCACUUCUAAAUUCUGACAGCAGAGUCUGUUGCUUUUUCGCUGUUUCGCACAAAUCACAAUUGCUUGAAAGAUGUCAUGGUCUUAUUUAUGAAUUUUCAGAUCCAAUUUAGAUGCAAUCCCAUCUAGGUGUUGCUGCCACCAAAGUUAACAGGAAGCACACUAGAUUCCUGCGAGAAUUAACUAUGACACAUCAGAAGUCACUGGAUGUUUCUACCACAAGUGAUGUUGCUGUGGAUACUCCACCAACUGAAAAUGCUUCGAAACGGUUGGUGCUUUAUAAUCCAGAAACUAGUAAACCAGGUCAAGUUGCUGUUGCAAUACUUGAUGCAACUGAAAAUGAGCAUACAUCCUUCAAGAGUUUUUUGGCAUCAAAUCCUUCUAGUAGGGUUUUGCCGUCUGUUGGAGCAUUCACAAUCCAGUGUGCUGCAUGCCUCAAGUGGAGGCUUAUUCUGACAAAAGAGAAGUACGAAGAAAUACGUGAAAAUAUACUACAAGAACCUUUUGUAUGUGACCGAGCUCGUGAUUGGCGUUCUGAUGUAUCCUGUGAUGAUCCCACUGAUAUUUCUCAAGAUGGAAGUAGGCUUUGGGCAAUUGAUAAGCCUAACAUUGCACAACCUCCUCCUGGCUGGGAAAGAUUGCUUAGGAUCCGGAGUGAAGGAAGCACCAGAUUUGCAGACAUAUAUUAUGUUGCACCAUCUGGGAAGAGACUCCGCUCAAUGGUUGAAGUGGAGAAGUACUUAGUGGAACAUUCAGAGUAUGUCAGAGAUGGGGUGAAUCUAUCUCAAUUUUCAUUUAUAAUCCCGAAGCCUCUUCAGGAAAACUAUGUUAGGAAACGCCCUGCUCGUCUCACUAGUACUGACAAUGCUGAAAGCAUUGAAGAAUAAGUUAUGUUAAUCGAAUGCAGCCAUUAUGCUCAAAUGCUUAUUUUGGAAGCCAUGGAGGAUGAUUGCAUGCUACACCUUUUACAAACCAUGUCAUCUAUAACCUUAUAAUUAUAUCCAUGAUAUUCUCGUUAAGUCAGUUGGUGGAAACUAACUCAAAUAUAAAGUACAUGUUUUUUGACAUUCUUUUUUUUAUUUUAUGAUGCAUCUUGGAUCAAUAUGUUGUAAAAUUCUAUGCAUCCGUAGUUCAGACAGCUAACAAACAACAAUCCAAAAUUUUCUUAAAUUUUAUCAUUUUUGCUGACUUUACCCGGUGAAGUUAAUUCCAUUGUUCUCAUUGAUGUUUGCUAUGGUCACAUUGUUUUAUCUAUGACAAAUCCUUUCCCCUGCAUUUUCUACAUCAAAAGAAAAUCCGCUGAUAUUUCAUCUGGAAUGUGCCACACUGUUUACAUACUGCCCAUCUUUUUGCUGAAUUAGUAGAUGUGUUUGCUUUUGCUUUAC
Messenger RNA from Musa acuminata AAA Group (dessert banana), 1548 nucleotides. Its product is annotated as methyl-CpG-binding domain-containing protein 2-like. The record is from RefSeq and is a predicted model, not a curated record. Bases 277 to 1050 code for a protein of 257 amino acids. Gene Ontology annotation, molecular function: zinc ion binding; DNA binding. The transcript is spliced from 4 exons. NCBI's taxonomy places the organism in Eukaryota, Viridiplantae, Streptophyta, Magnoliopsida, Zingiberales, Musaceae.